This is a messenger RNA of Debaryomyces fabryi, 732 nucleotides long. Its product is annotated as E2 ubiquitin-conjugating protein. Lineage: Eukaryota; Fungi; Ascomycota; Pichiomycetes; Serinales; Debaryomycetaceae. The record is from RefSeq and is a predicted model, not a curated record. The transcript has a single exon. The coding region runs from base 1 to 732 and encodes 243 amino acids.
AUGGCGUCUAGACAAUCACAGAAAAGACUUACAAAGGAAUAUAAGGCUAUCACACUUAAUCCACCCCCAUACGUGAGUGCCAAGCCGAACGACGAAAAUAUAUUGGAAUGGCAUUACGUGAUAACGGGGCCACCUCACACGCCUUUUGAAGAGGGCCAAUACCACGGAAUCUUGCGGUUUCCAUCAGAAUACCCGUUCAAACCACCCUCCAUCUCGAUGAUCACUCCUAACGGGAGAUUUGCAUGCAACACACGUUUGUGUCUCUCGAUGAGCGAUUACCAUCCUGACACCUGGAAUCCAGCGUGGAGUGUGGCCACGAUCUUGACUGGGCUCCUCAGUUUCAUGACCGGCGACGAAUCCACCACCGGAUCGAUCACUACCAGCGACAAUGUCAAGAAAAGACUUGCUCGCUCGAGUAAAGAGUGGAAUAAUGCCGAGAAUCAGCGGUUUACGAAACAAUUUCCAGACUUGGUGGCCCAGAAUAAACUUGAUAUAGCGGACAGAAAUGCUCGCGAGCAGGCCGCAGCCUCCACCAACGCCACAGACCCAGAUAAGCUCUUUGAUGUCCGGGAAAAUAUCGACAUGUUGGACCCCGAGGACAGAGCCAGACUACUCGUCGAGCAGGACGACCAUCUGACUCCAUCAUCCUUCGGCUUACAACGUGUCACCCUUAUUGGUGUAGUGGUGGCAGCCUUCAUUGCAGCCUAUUUCAACUUUUUCAAUCGCACCUAA